Boleophthalmus pectinirostris (great blue-spotted mudskipper) is the source of this 2020-nucleotide messenger RNA. It is a transcript of the gene ptprjb.2, whose product is annotated as zic family member 2 (odd-paired homolog, Drosophila), a. The transcript has 3 exons. Lineage: Eukaryota; Metazoa; Chordata; Actinopteri; Gobiiformes; Gobiidae. The record is from RefSeq and is a predicted model, not a curated record. The coding region runs from base 1 to 1326 and encodes 441 amino acids. Gene Ontology annotation, cellular component: nucleus. Gene Ontology annotation, biological process: regulation of transcription by RNA polymerase II; central nervous system development. Gene Ontology annotation, molecular function: DNA-binding transcription factor activity, RNA polymerase II-specific; RNA polymerase II cis-regulatory region sequence-specific DNA binding.
AUGUUGCUGGACGCUGGUCACCAGUUUCCCGGACUGGGAGUGAGUUCGUUUGCAAGGCAUCACUCCGCGAGCGACAUGCAGGACAGAGACUUGGGUUUGGCUCAGAACAGCUUUGUAGACUCGGCACACAUGGGUGCCUUUAAACUCAACCACGACCUCUCCCCGGGACAGAGCUCUGCGUUCAGCAGCCAGGCGCCCGGUUACCCCGCUGCGGCUCUGGGCGCGCACGCUCAUGUCACGUCUUAUGCUAGCUCCCCUUUCAACUCAACCAGGGACUUUCUGUUUCGCAGCCGCGGCUUUGGAGAAUCCUCUCCGGCAAGCGGCCAGCACACUAUUUUUGGCCCCACGGCGGGAUCCCUACAUCACUCCCACUCAGACACUCAAGGCCACAUUCUGUUCCCCGGGAUCCACGACCAACACGGCACCCACGGAUCCCCCAAUGUGCUCAACGGCCAAAUGCGCCUCGGACUACCCGGCGAAGUGUUCGGACGCUCUGACCAGUACCACCAGGUGUCCAGUCCGCGGACCGACCCCUACUCCGCCGCUCAGCUUCACAACCAGUACGGCUCCAUGAAUAUGAACAUGGGUAUGAACAUGGCAGCACACCACCCCGGUGCCUUCUUCCGCUACAUGAGGCAACAGUGCAUCAAGCAGGAGCUCAUCUGUAAGUGGAUCGACCCCGAGCAGCUGAGCAACCCCAAGAAGUGCUGCAACAAAACUUUUAGCACCAUGCACGAGCUGGUUACGCACGUCUCUGUUGAGCACGUUGGCGGACCCGAGCAAACGAACCAUAUCUGCUUCUGGGAAGAAUGCUCACGAGAAAGCAAGCCUUUCAAGGCCAAAUACAAACUGGUUAAUCACAUUCGGGUCCACACGGGCGAAAAGCCGUUCCCGUGUCCGUUCCCCGGCUGUGGAAAGGUGUUCGCUCGCUCCGAAAACUUGAAGAUCCACAAACGAACGCAUACAGGAGAGAAGCCUUUCCAGUGUGAGUUUGAAGGCUGUGACAGGCGGUUUGCAAACAGCAGCGACAGAAAGAAGCACAUGCACGUGCACACUUCAGACAAGCCAUAUCUCUGCAAGAUGUGUGACAAGUCCUACACACACCCCAGCUCGCUACGGAAACACAUGAAGGUUCAUGAAUCCUCUCCACCCGGCUCAGACUCGUCCCCAGCUGGCAGCUCUGGUUAUGAGUCGUCCACCCCCCCAGGCCUAGUGUCCCCCACCACAGAGACCCAGAGCAACACAACCCUGUCCCCUGCCUCAGUCGUGCACAACUCCAGUGGACACAGCACCCUCUCCUCCAAUUUCAGUGAGUGGUACGUGUAGGACUCUGGCUUGAGCCGAAGCCACACACACUCUUUAAAACAAACACAGAAAAGCACUGGACCAUCCUGCACGAAAAUGGAACACGUGCACGUGAGAGGCACACAAAUUUUGUUUAUUUUGUAUUUUAUUAUAAGUCUCCUCAUGUGAGGGGGUUAAUCAGAGGAAAUAUGUAUCAUAUAGUGAAUAAUGUAAAUAAAAUUGGAAAAGCCCACUUGCCCAUUGGUUGUGAUAGUUUGUCUGUCCUUGGUGUAGAUGUCCCUUCAAUGGUAGCUAUUUCUCUAUUUCCAACUUCUAGUGCACAUAUUCCGAUAACGCUGUAUCAUGUUGAAUAUUGUGAUCUUAAGGCAAACUGAUUGUACUAUGCUAAACAUCUAUGAACUGCAGAGUGCCAAAGUUAACAUGGAACUGGAACAGACCACAAUAUAUUGCUUGUGAAUGUACAUUUGUUUUUAUUUAGUUCGGGCUUAACUUGUGAUGUUUUGUGCUUUGCAAGUUUUGAAUUGUGAAUACUAUCUGGAAGGAAAAUAAACGUUGUGCCGUUGGGUUUUCUGUAACUACAUUCUUCCUGUUGUAAAUACCAACUGCCAUAUUUAUCCAUUUGUAAUUAAAUUAUGCUAUUUACUUGCUACAGAUAAAACAGUAUUUAUAAAGAAUGUUUCUUUACUAUAAAUAUGUACAUUUACGAGCUUAACAU